Saimiri boliviensis boliviensis (Bolivian squirrel monkey) is the source of this 1896-nucleotide messenger RNA. RefSeq names its product progestin and adipoQ receptor family member 6 (gene PAQR6). The record is from RefSeq and is a predicted model, not a curated record. Gene Ontology annotation, cellular component: membrane. Lineage: Eukaryota; Metazoa; Chordata; Mammalia; Primates; Cebidae. Gene Ontology annotation, molecular function: signaling receptor activity.
GAGUGUCCUAUUCCUCCUCCUGGGGCAGCUCCGCCUGCCCAGCUGGCCCAGCCCCUCCACUUGUGCCAAGGAAUGUGCCAGGAGAGGCGGGUGGAGCAGCAGAGCCACGGCCGCCCGGAGGCAGCGCACAGGUCAACGUGGAGGUGCCAGGCCACCAUGCUCAGUCUCAAGCUGCCCCAACUUCUUCGAGUCCACCAGGUCCCCAGGGUGUUCUGGGAAGAUGGCAUCAUGUCUGGCUACCGCCGCCCCACCAGCUCGGCUUUGGACUGUGUCCUCAGCUCCUUCCAGAUGACCAACGAGACGGUCAACAUCUGGACUCACUUCCUGCCCACUUGGUACUUCCUGUGGCGGCUCCUGGCGCUGGCGGGCGGCCCCGGCUUCCGUGCGGAGCCGUACCACUGGCCGCUGCUGGUCUUCCUGCUGCCCGCCUGCCUCUACCCCUUCGCGUCGUGCUGCGCGCACACCUUCAGCUCCAUGUCGCCCCGCGCGCGCCACAUCUGCUAUUUCCUGGACUACGGCGCGCUCAGCCUCUACAGCCUGGGCUGCGCCUUCCCCUACGCCGCCUACUCCAUGCCGGCCUCCUGGUUGCACGGCCCCCUGCACCAGUUCUUUGUACCCUCCGCCGCACUCAACUCCUUCCUGUGCACCGGCCUGUCCUGCUACUCCCGUUUCCUGGAGCUGGAAAGCCCUGGGCUCAGUAAGGUCCUCCGCACAGCAGCCUUCACCUAUCCCUUCCUGUUUGACAACCUGCCUCUCUUCUAUCGGCUCGGGCUGUGCUGGAGCAGGGGCCACAGCUGUGGGCAGGAGGCCCUGAGCACCAGCCAUGGCUACCACCUCUUCUGUGCACUGCUCACUGGCUUCCUCUUCGCCUCCCACCUGCCCGAAAGGCUGGCACCAGGACGCUUUGACUACAUUGGCCACAGCCACCAGCUAUUCCACAUCUGUGCAGUGCUGGGCACCCACUUCCAGCUGGAAGCAGUGCUGGCCGAUAUGGGAUCUCGCAGAGCCUGGCUGGCCACACAGGAAGCCGCCCUGGGCCUGGCGGGCACAGUGGCCAUACUGGUCUUGGUGGUAGCUGGAAACGUAGUCAUCAUUGCUGUGUUCACAGCCUCCCUGCUUCGGGCCCCUAGUACAUGCCCUCUGUUGCAGGGUGGCCCACUGGAGGGUGGUACCCAGGCCAAACAACAGUGAGGCCCUGGAGGGGGCAGAGGCCAGGCCCCAGUGCUGGGGAGGAGCCCAGACCCAGGCCUCAUCAGGUAGGGACGCAUCUCAGCCUGGAACCAACGGUGGCUGAGGAGAGAGGGCAGAGGACAGAAGGCAGAGGAGAGGAGUGGUGUCUGGGGGGACUGGCAGCGUGUGAGGGACCAUGAGGGGCUCUUGAUGGGACUGAGGGAAGUGCUGAGGGUCUGAGAGGGAGGCGGGUGCAUGUCCAGGCUGAAGAUGCCCCCCCUACAAUGUCAGAGGUUGGGGCGGGGAGUGUUGGGGCUCUUUUGUCUGGCUCCGUUUCUGGUGCUCCUGGACAUCUCUGCUCAGCACAGGGAAGAACUAACACGACUAACCUGGGGCUACCCUGAAUGCUUCUUGCUAACCAGGCGGGGAGGGGGACACACUUGGCCCUCAUCCCCACAAGCCAGGUCAUGCCAGUUUGCCAGCAGCUAUUUACCUAUGGAGAUGAGUCUGUCCCGGACACAACUAUGUACUCGCGGUGACCAGGCUUUUGGGGGUGGGCCUAUCUGGGUGCAUCAUGGAUGUUCAGUGGACUGAGGUGUGGGGAGGAGGGUGCUGGGCUAGAGGGAGCUCUCUAGUUAGACUUCCUAGGCAUCCUAGGAGGCCACCUUCAAUGACUUCUGGAACAAGGCAGGUACAAAUAAAAAAAAUAAAAAACUUUGGAAAGCA